CAGCACGAUGCUAGCGGUGGUGCUCUUUCAGCUUUGGUGCGUCGCUGAAGGUCACUUUAACGUUUUCAUAGAACCGGCUGAGUUUAUGAAACUUUUAGGAAUCAACACUGACGUAGUGUAUGUAAAAGAGGGAGUGGUAAACACGUACGCACUUAACUUCGUAAUGCAAGUGCCGGCGAACAUAUCGGACCUUCAAUUUUCAUGGCAGAGACUUACGAAAUACCCGCUGCCAUACGUUUUGUCGAUACACUACGACAAUCAGGGCGCAAUGCUGCCUCCCCAAAUGAAUAUUUCAUCCGCCGGAAUAAUUCCUGCAGCUGUGCAGACCUUUAGGAUACAGCUCAUAUGCACCGGGGCGAAAAGCGCAGAGGUCCAGAUUCUUCUCCAACUAAAUGUUACUCAUCUCCAAAACGAAACUUCAAUUAACUUUCGAAGAAAUAAAAUUUGUAAAAAAGGAGUAGUCCCACCUGUGGGGUCGAUUAUAUUAGAUCCAGAGGGAUUGGCGAGUUCAAACAGGUCCCUCUACGUAGGGGUAGCUUCGGCAAUCGCAAUGAUUGCCCUCGUUAUCAUCACGACAUCGGCCGUUUGCAUAAGGACAAAGAAGACGAGGUCCGAAGACGACGCCGAUUACGUAGGCGUCGUCUACGAUCGGAGUCGACACGUGUUUGUCCACUUGGGUUCUGCAAUCGGUGGACGACCCUCCAGCGAUGAAAGCGGAAGCUAUGCGACCAUCGCCAGCAUCCACAAGACUCCACCAUCGCCAUCUCCUUAUGCAAGUACCGACAACCAAAGGAUAUCAUAUUACGCCUCAUCGCAAAUUAUAUUUCUCUCGCAGACACCUUUACAAGAUCCACACCUACGAGACCCAAGCGAUAGAUUGCGUUCGUUAUCGUUACCAAAAUCGUCAAUUACAUUGGAAUCUAUCGUCCAAGAAGGAAACUUUAGUAGAAUUUACAAAGGAAGAUUGGAAUCAAAUCAAGACGUGAUUAUAAAAACGGUAACGGAAUCGGCGUUAAAAUUGCAAACGUCGAUGUUCUUAACAGAAGGAACUAUGAUGUUUGGAUUGAAGCACAAACACAUUCUUCCGGUGAUUGGGGCGAACGUAGAUGACGAAAGGGGUCCGUUGCUGGUGUAUCCUUACGCGGGCAAAGGGAAUUUAAAAAGGUUCCUCAUACAGUGCCGACAGAGAACCAAGGACCAGCACCCGUUGUCGACUAGAAUUUUGGUUGAUUUUGGUAUCCAAAUUAUUUUGGGAGUUAUGUACUUGCACAACCAAUGUCUUUGUCAUAAAGAUUUAGCAACCAGAAACUGCGUGAUUGAUGAUAGACUCGAAUUGAAAAUAACUGACAGCGGAUUAGCGAAGGAUCUGUUUCCAGACGAUUAUUGUUGCUUAUACGACAAUGAAAAUCGCCCUAUCAAAUGGCUAUCAAUCGAAACUUUAACACAUAAACAAUUUACCGCAGCUUCUGAUGUGUGGUCUUUUGGUAUCGUUUUAUGGGAAUUAAUCACGUUAGCUCAACAACCAUAUAUUGAUAUCGAUUUCUUUCAAAUGAUCGACCAUCUUCAAAAGGGACACCGUCUACAUCAACCGUUAAAUUGUCCCGACGAACUUUACGCUGUCAUGAAAUGUUGUUGGGUUCAAAAUGUCAUAGAAAGACCUAGUUUCGGACAAUUGCUGUCAUACCUCCGAGAUUUUCGUCUAUCUUUAGAUAAGUAUAUUUAAUAUCUAUUUUAUAUACAUUUAUUUGCGAAGAAGUCUGUGUGUUUUGAUCGGAAUACAGGGUGAGAUAAUGGGAUCAAUAUAUAUAUAAUAAAUAUAUAUAGGGUGUUUCAUAAUAUAUGCGCAGGACUUCAGGAUGUAAUAGCUUGUCCAAAAAUUUAAAAAAAUGUUAAUCAUAUACAGUCAUAUGAAUUCGCGACCAACAUUUUUAUUGUCUUAAUAUAAAAUAGUUCUAUAACAAAGAUCACGAGCUUCUAUCAUUAAGCCGAGGUCGCGUAGCGGGCGAGGCAGUGCCUCGAUAGCUUUUUUUUUUUCAACGGUUGAUUGCAACACCUCGACUAUAAACGAUCUCAUCUAUAACAAUUCACGACCAACUUCUUCAUUAUCUCAAAAUAGAAUAAUUAGUUGUAUAAUAACAUGAUGAUGUUUUAUUAAUAAGCCGAGGUCGCGUAGCGGGCGAGGCAUAUCCUCGAUACCAUUUUCUUUAAGGGUGUCGAUUAUAACACCUUGGCUAUAAAUAAUCUCAGCCAUAUGAAUUCGCGACCAGCAUUUUCAUUGUCUUAAUAUAAAAUAAUUCUAUAACAAAGAUCACGAUGUUCUAUCAUUAAGCCGAGGUCGCGAAGCGGGCGAGGCAGAACCUCGAUAGCUUUUUUCUUCAACGGUUGAUUGCAACACCUCGGCUAUAAAGGAUCUUAGCUAUAACAAUUCACGACCAACUUCUUCAUUACCCCAAAAUAGAAUAAUUAGUUAUACAGGGUGUAUCUGAAUGACUGCAACAAACU
This is a messenger RNA of Onthophagus taurus, 2502 nucleotides long. RefSeq names its product tyrosine-protein kinase Dnt. Gene Ontology annotation, biological process: axonogenesis; multicellular organism development; positive regulation of phosphatidylinositol 3-kinase/protein kinase B signal transduction. The record is from RefSeq and is a predicted model, not a curated record. Gene Ontology annotation, molecular function: ATP binding; protein kinase activity. NCBI's taxonomy places the organism in Eukaryota, Metazoa, Arthropoda, Insecta, Coleoptera, Scarabaeidae. Gene Ontology annotation, cellular component: plasma membrane; signaling receptor complex.